Wasmannia auropunctata (little fire ant) is the source of this 1074-nucleotide messenger RNA. RefSeq lists its product as uncharacterized. Gene Ontology annotation, biological process: DNA replication, removal of RNA primer. The coding region runs from base 1 to 1074 and encodes 357 amino acids. The transcript has a single exon. Lineage: Eukaryota; Metazoa; Arthropoda; Insecta; Hymenoptera; Formicidae. Gene Ontology annotation, molecular function: nucleic acid binding; RNA-DNA hybrid ribonuclease activity. The record is from RefSeq and is a predicted model, not a curated record.
AUGUUCUCUUUUGCAGACGUAUUGAGGAGGAGACAUCUCCUCCCAUCCAGUGGUCCACCGUUGUGCUUCUCGGCAACUUACGGGGCCCUGCUCUAUUGCCCAGAUGUAAAUUUAGAUGAUGGCUGUAAGAUUGGGAAACGCAGUAAGGAUGCCGACUCCAAGUUUCAGAGGAUUUUUCGGGACGAACUCAAGUCGGCCAUGUGUGUGUAUACUGAUGGCUCUCGCACGAACGGUUGUCCGUUUGCGGGUUUUGCGUUUACCGCGCACGACGAAUCCAUUUCGUGUAAGUUUAGGUCCGUUGGGUUUGUGUCGUCCUUCUGCGUCGAAGCGAUGGCUGUUCUCGCGGCCCUGAAUUUGGCAGAGUCUCAGGAAUGGCCCAGACUCGUAAUUUUUUCGGACUCUAAAUCUGUAUUGAGCGCGGUUGGAGCCCCAUACGUGCAUAGUCAUAGCUCAUAUCUCGUUCUAAAAAUUAAAGCAUCCGUGUAUCGGCUUGUAAAGGAGAGAGGAGCCGAGGUAAAACUCGUUUGGAUUCCUAGCCACACCGGUAUAAGGGGCAAUGAGCGAGCGGAUGUUCUGGCAAGUGAAGCAGUGCGCGACGGCAGGGACACUCAGUUCGGUAUUCCAACGUCGGAAUUUACCAAUCUGUGGAGUGCGAGUAUGUAUGAUGACCUGUGGAAUUGGUCCAAAAAAGAAGCUGCCACGCGAGGAGCUCUCUAUUGUAAUAAUUAUCUAAUUAAGUCUAAACAGGUCUGGUUCAAAAAGUUUGACAUUAAAAGGAGGACGGUAACUACGAUAAACAGAAUCCGAUCGGGACAUACGUCCCUGAGGGCUAGCCUCUUUCGGCACCGCAUUGUCGACUCUCCGUUGUGCUUGAGCUGUGGUCUGGAGGAAUCUCCUAACCAUGUCUUUUGGGAAUGCACAGACUAUAGCGUACAGCGUAAUGCCCUCGAAGAAGCUCUUGUCAGAGAGCGAGGAUUCCUCCCUCAUCCCGUCGAAUACCUCAUGGCGACUCUCGAGGAAGACAUUAUAUAUCCACUCAAUUCAUUUAUAUGCUCUAUUGAUAAGUUUAUCUAA